UCAGCCCCAUCACACCACGGCGCGGCACAAUACCUCCUUCAGGCUUCAGCCCUCUAUCAAUUUUCUUGACAUUCAAAACCCUCUCCCCAUUUCUCUUCUCUGCUCCAAGACUCAACCUUUAGCUCUGUCUACAAUGGCCGAUGAUACUACGGCUUCUCACAGAAGAGACCCUAUCAAAUCCUCAGUUGGGAGUGUUGCGGGACAGCGGAGGCGGCAGAAUGCAAUUACAGUGGGAAGAGAAAGAAGAGAAUCGUUGGUUCGUGCGAAGCGCUUGUGUAGAGUGGGGACUAAUGGUGACAGUGUUGAUCCUCUUGACAGUGAAAUGAUUAUCGAUGAAGAGCAGCCAAUCUUAGAGGCUCAAACAUCUGCAGCAGUGGAAGAGUUGAAGUCUGCAGCUGCACAUCAGGGGAAAGGUGCUUGGCAAAAGAGGGUGAGCGCCCUGCGAGAACUCAGGCGCUUACUGUCUAGAUCAGAAUUCCCUCCUGUUGAUGCCGCUCUUAAAGCUGGUGCAGUGCCUUUACUAGUGCAGUGCCUCUCAUUUGGCUCUCCAGAUGAGCAGUUACUUGAGGCAGCUUGGUGCCUUACAAACAUAGCAGCAGGGAAACCUGAGGAAACAAAAGCUUUGUUGCCAGCUUUACCACUACUUAUUGCUUAUCUUGGAGAAAAGAGCUCCGCGCCUGUUGCUGAGCAAUGUGCAUGGGCAAUCGGAAACGUCGCUGGUGAAGGAGAAGAGCUGAGAAAUGUUUUGCUUUCUCAGGGUGCCUUACCACCUCUUGCAAGAAUGAUGCUUCCAGACAAGGGUUCAACUGUGAGGACAGCUGCUUGGGCGCUGUCAAACCUAAUCAAGGGACCCAAUCCAAAGGCUGCAAAUGAGCUCAUUAGAGUUGAAGGAGUAUUGGAUGCAAUUAUACGGCACCUGAGAAAGGCAGAUGAUGAGUUAGCAACUGAAGUUGCAUGGGUGGUUGUGUAUCUCUCAGCCCUUUCAAAUAUUGCUACCAGUAUGCUAGUGAAGAGUGAUGUCCUUCAACUGCUUGUGGAAAGAUUCGCGACAUCCAACAGUUUACAGUUGCUUAUUCCGGUGCUAAGGAGUUUAGGUAAUCUUAUAGCCGGUGAUUCACAGACAACCCAUGCUAUUAUUGCCCCCGGGAAUGAAAUCACAGGUAACAUCAUAGAGGUCUUGGUGAAAUGUUUGAGGAGUGAACACCGGGUCCUAAAGAAGGAAGCUGCUUGGGUGCUGUCUAAUAUAGCUGCUGGUUCUAUAGAACACAAGCAAUUAAUAUACUCAAGUGAGGCAGUGCCAUUGCUGAUACGCCUUCUUUCCACAGCACCAUUUGAUAUUCGAAAAGAAGUAGCAUAUGUACUAGGCAACCUCUGUGUUUCCCCUAUUACACCAACAGAAGGUGAUGGAAAGCCAAGUCUGAUUCUGGAGCACUUGGUUUCACUUGUUGGUAGAGGAUGCCUUCCUGGUUUCAUUGAUUUGGUUAGCUCUGUUGAUACUGAAGCUGCAAGAGUAGGACUACAGUUCAUGGAACUGGUUUUGAGAGGGAUGCCAAAUGGUGAGGGGCCAAAGCUUGUUGAGAAAGAGAAUGGGAUUGAAGCGAUGGAAAGAUUCCAGUUUCAUGAAAAUGAAGACCUGAGAAUUAUGGCAAAUAGUCUAGUAGAUAAGUACUUUGGAGAGGACUAUGGGCUUGAUGACUAGUGUAAGUGGUGAUGCAUGAAGUUCCAAUGAUUUUCAUGUCUUAUCUUCCAAGAUUCUGUCCAUGGAUGAUGUAUUGUUGUAAGAAGUAAAAUUUUGGUGUGCAUGUGUUGAAGUGAUUUCUCGUUCAGACAAAA
Molecule: messenger RNA, 1833 nt
Organism: Rosa rugosa (rugosa rose)
Lineage: Eukaryota; Viridiplantae; Streptophyta; Magnoliopsida; Rosales; Rosaceae
Product: importin subunit alpha-9
Exons: 11
Coding region: 134-1699 (521 amino acids)
Biological process (GO): NLS-bearing protein import into nucleus
Cellular component (GO): cytoplasm; nucleus
Molecular function (GO): nuclear import signal receptor activity; protein binding
Source: RefSeq, a predicted model, not a curated record